Molecule: messenger RNA, 3072 nt
Organism: Pocillopora verrucosa
Lineage: Eukaryota; Metazoa; Cnidaria; Anthozoa; Scleractinia; Pocilloporidae
Product: neuropeptide FF receptor 2
Biological process (GO): G protein-coupled receptor signaling pathway
Cellular component (GO): plasma membrane
Molecular function (GO): G protein-coupled receptor activity
Source: RefSeq, a predicted model, not a curated record
UAGGUGUCUAGUUGCGCACAUCAUCAAGUUUCGCGCAAUCUUAACAUCAGCUCAACUUGACUUCAGGGGUUAUCGAUAACGGAACUUUUCAAUCUCAUACAGCCGAAAGCUUUUUUAUCUCUGAAUACUUCCUUUUCGCUUCGUUUUUAACCUAUGAGGACUAUAAAUAGGGCGUCACAAGGCUGUGUGGUUCAUUUGAAGUUACUAAUGACCUGUGGUGUUUUCUACACCUCGGCAUCUUCGUGCCGCAGCCUCGCGACAGAUUUGAUUAUAAUCCUGUGAAAUUCAAACGAUCCAAGAACAAACAGGGUUUGCCUCUCUGUGUUCUUGGCCGACGUGAUAAGCUUUGCCAUUUGUAUCAUUUGUCAAGGGGUCUGGUCUCUUUCCGGUGGAGUAAAACCAAACAACCGGAGCCAAAUUAACAUUACUUGUUAAACUGCACGUCGGACUCAGUCUUAGGAAGACAUUGAGAAAUGGAGGGCGAAUCAACGGAGGAUAUGGGCUCUGGUAUAAUGGACUAUGGUUUAUCUGAAAAUUCAGAAAAUCCCAUCAACUACACCUUUUUGGCGAUCCAAUGUGCGUGGUAUUCAUUCGUCCUUAUUCUUGGCAUCACAGGGAAUGUGUACAUCAUUUUAACAGUGUGGUGCCGUAAGGACAUGUGUUCCACAACAAACUUGUUCAUUGUGAACUUAGCUUUCAGCGACUUAGGGAUUCUGCUGAUCUCUCUCCCAGCUGAGUUCAUCAAGGAUUAUGUAGGUUGGCCCUUCGACAAGCUAACCUGCCAGAUUUUCGCCCCGUUGAACGAAGUGUUCUUUUGUGUGUCCAUACUGACUCUAACUGUUAUCACAAUUGAGAGGUUUCGGGCGAUCUGCAGACCUUUUAAACCGCAUCUAACGCAACGGAAGGCCAAAGUGAUCAUCAUUAUCGUAUGGUUUGUGUCAUAUCUUACUGUUGGUUUUCCAAUGUCGUUUCUUAUGGAUGUGCAAGAGAGUCAAAACCAUCUCAGAUGCGGACCUAAGUGGUCGGGAGAUCUUCAGCGGCGAAUACACACUUGUUUUAUUGCCACACUUAUCAUCGUGCCCCUGUUCAUAACAGCCGGAGGCUAUGCAGCAAUCGUGUCUGCAAUGAAAAGACAAAGCGCGCGGAUCAGGGCGAGAGCAAACUCCUUGAGCGGCGCAACCGUUACCUUCCGUCAUGACCAAUUCCGUUUAGAGAAGAACGCAGAAUUAAUCAAAAUGCUUCUACUCAUUGUCGUUGUAUUCUGGAUUUGUAUGCUUCCUUUAACUCUACUUGCCCUGGCAAUAGAUUUUGGAGGCAUCGAUCCGACAACAAAAGCAGUCGAUCUGUUAUACACCCUCGGUAUCUCCUUAUUUUUUAGUAACAGUGCAUUUAACCCCGUCGCUGUGUACAUGAUGAGCUCAGAGCUGAGGAAAGGACUCUACGCCUUCCUUGAUAGAAUUUCAAAGUACUUUGACUACAAGUUUAUCGAAGUAUGAAAACAGAUGAAAGACUGGCUACUUAGCCUCGCAAGGUUCUCUCAUCUGAAGUGGCUGUAAAUAGUGGUGGAAUGUUAUAUUUAGUUUCUACUUGUGAUGUGUGCACAGAUUGUAGCUGUUAUAUGUGUAGUUGUACAAACAAUUUAUCCGUAGCAGAUGAAAAUAAUGUAAACUUCUUAACCUAAAGCAUUUGAUUGGAUUUUAUCUUUCGUUCGUGCUUGAUUCAUUCAAUACCGAAGAUAGCUUGACAUAAUUCACAGGAACUAAUUGACCUUAAAUUAAACUUCUUUUUGAGCUUAAUAACCAUCCGCAAAGAGACCAAAAAUUCCGAGUAAAAUAUUCCUUGUUCUUCGGGAGAUAGAACAUUUGGAAAAAUGUUUACGUUCACCCUCUAUAAAUAUAACUGCAUCAUCCCAAUACACAUGAAUCUUUACCAUUUAGGAACUGAACACGAUACGCAGCCAUUCCUAAGCUUUUAAUAAGCUGAUUGACGGGUUUAAGUUUCUUGUUUGUUUGGAUCACCCAUCAAUCAGUACAAAGGACCAGCGGAGUAAUUGAAAUAAGUACAAUUGAAAAACGAUGCAAAAUUGCAAUACACUAAAGUCUGUACCCUGAUUAAGUCUACUAAGUAUUCUUUGAUGUCUCUCACGUCAUCGAAUACGUAUCCUGGUUUUAUUCACACAGCGGUGAUCUUAAACAUUUAUCUUCUUCUCCCGAAGUUAGAACUCACUUAUUAAAAAAACAGGAGAUGGAACAUAUGAGUCAGCAUAACUUCUCCUUACCAAUUUUCCCGGAAUAGUGUAGCAGCUAGACGUGAAAAUUACUAUUUCCAUCGAAGUGUUCUCAGCUGAAUAACCAUUGGCUGUUUUAAUCAUUUUUAAAUCGACUCAAAUACCAUAACCUUGUUGAAGAACGACAAUGAAUUGCAACGACAGCUGGAGAAAACAACUAUUUCUUAGCCUCAAGCUGUAAUGGACUCUUAUGCCGCCCGAAUUAUGGGGCGAUAGGUAAUUUUUCAUAUGACAGCAGAAAACAAACAUAACGCAUGUGGUACAUAUUUUUGCAGGGUAGAGAAAAUGUGUAUAGUUAAUUUAUAAUGUAAGGAAAAAAAGGUUAGUAACCGUUUCGGUUUAGUACGUAGUAUUUUUAUAUAGGAAUUAUGUGAAAUACAGAAAAAGUCCAUGGAAAACUGCCAAACCAGUUUCCUUUGAGGUUUAAUCCCUUAUUUUGGUCAAGAGAUUUUGGCAAGAAAAGCUCUUGCUCAGGAAAAGAGACUGUUUAUUUCAUCCUGAUUACGAAAAUCUUAGAGAUACAGUCAGGGUAAUUCUGUUAGAGCCGGUUCCCUGGGCCGAUCUUGAUUCAUUUUGUCCGUGUGUGCUGUCAAAGGUCAUGAUGUUUUGGAGAAAUUUUGUAAUUGCAUUAAAAGGAAACAUUUCAAUUUAAUUCGUCGAUGUAGGUAAGAUCCUCAGAUGUUCAAAGGUCGAGGAUGAAUCAGCAAAAGAAAUCACACAAGGAUAAAGUUAUGAGUAAGUUCUAGAGUAAACCAUCAAAGUUCUGAUCAAUAAAAGAAACUGUG